AUGUUCCUCAUGUGGGGACUUUUGCAGGAGAAACUCACGAGCACGGUGUAUUCCACAGGCGAUGACCCGCUCGAUCCUUUUGCAGAAGAAGAGCGCUUUGAGUAUGGCGUGCUUUUAAAUGCGAUACAGGCUUCUUUUUCAUGUAUUGCCGCAUCUGCAUACUUACUUAUUCUCCGCCGCAACGCUACCGGAGGAUUAUUUACGCGGCUUGGCCUCGAUGUACUGACGCCGAACGGCUGUGCACAGGCAUUAACUGCGCGCGGUAAGCGCGCCCAAGGGACCCUGCGCGGCAUUUCCCGCUAUAUAUCGCCGCUCCUGCAGCGAUAUUUGCUCGUGUCUGCUAUGCAGUCAAUAGGCUCUUGGCUGAGCAUUCUGACGCUGCGCUACCUGUCUUUCCCUGCGAUCACUCUUGCCAAGUCGAGUAAACUGGUGCCUGUGCUUAUGAUGAACGUAUUGCUGUAUCGCCGCAAGUUUGCCAUGUACAAGUAUGUGGUCGUCUUUCUUGUCACCCUUGGCGUCUACUUGUUCAUGGCGCUCGGAAAGAAGCACAAAACGCACGCGCCCAAAAGCAAUAGCACCUUUGGCGUGGUGCUCCUUGCGAUUCAUCUUAUGCUGGACGGAACGACAAAUAGCACACAGGAUGACGUGUUUGCGACGUAUGGAACCGAGUAUGUGUCUGGCACACAAAUGAUGCUUGUGAUGAACGCCAUUUCGGCUUCGUACAUGUUCCUCAUCUUGCUGCUUCCGGAAGGGAUUCUUGCUUUCCUGGUCGCACAUACACGCCACGUUCUAGCCGGUAUGCUGAAACCUCACUGGAUAGCAAAUGUGUUGGUCGGCGGUGUUCAAACUGUGCCGCGCAUCUCCUGGACGCCCCAGCUUGUGGACGGUGUCCAAUUUUUGUGCCGCCACCACGACGCUGCACGCGACGCACUGCUGUACGGUCUUGCAGGAGCAGCGGGACAGCUUGCUAUUUUUGAAACGCUUGCACGCUUCGGCAGCCUAACGCUUGUGUCGAUCACGGUGACAAGGAAAUUGUUUACCAUGCUCCUGUCUAUUCUCGUGUACAAACACCAACUUCGCAGUGUGCAAUGGCUCGGUGUCGCUGUUGUAUUCACUGGGCUAUUUAUUGAGUUGCUCGCAAAACGGCGCCAAUCGUCCACCACUGCGCGUGCGAAAACUGCGUAA
Malassezia vespertilionis is the source of this 1185-nucleotide messenger RNA. RefSeq names its product UDP-galactose transporter (gene HUT1). The transcript has 2 exons. NCBI's taxonomy places the organism in Eukaryota, Fungi, Basidiomycota, Malasseziomycetes, Malasseziales, Malasseziaceae. Gene Ontology annotation, cellular component: Golgi membrane; endoplasmic reticulum membrane. Gene Ontology annotation, molecular function: UDP-galactose transmembrane transporter activity; UDP-glucose transmembrane transporter activity. Bases 1 to 1185 code for a protein of 394 amino acids. Gene Ontology annotation, biological process: UDP-galactose transmembrane transport. The record is from RefSeq and is a predicted model, not a curated record.